AUGUUUCAAUGCUCGCAGUGCGAUAAAGCAUACCAAAGAAAGACGCAUCUGGUGCGCCAUGAGAGUACACGUGAGAAUCCGAGAUAUUUCCACGUCGAGCUCUUAGUUAACAAGGCAACAGAUAACUCCCAGCUGACUUCCCGCUGCCCAUUUUGCAAUAAGUCAUUUCAGAAACCGUACAUCAACGUAUUUCACAGGGAGGUAACUCGAAGACAUAGCAAAAUAUGUGCCAAAAAGAACAACCAGCCCCUGCCUCCUCCAGCUCGACCUGGCAGGAAGCGGCUAUCUUGCCAGGCAUGCUUCUCGGCAAAGGCGGCUUGUGAUCGGAGCUUUCCUUGCUCUCGCUGCCAGAAUUUAGGGAAACAAUGCAGCUUUGAAGCAUCUACUGACAAUCCUUGUUCUGUACUUGUCUCUCCCUCAUUGUCCUCUUCACCGUUGAUCAGCAGCACUCCGCGCAGAAUGGCAAAUGGUGGGGCCCCAUUUUCUUUUCUUCGACACUUUGCCAGCCCAUCUGUACACAAAGAUAGGCUUGCAAUAGGAGAGACUGCGAAAUAUUCCAUACGCAGAAAUCUCGAAAAUCUAUACUCCCACCUUGAAGAUGCGCUUGUGCCUGCGGAUCCACUAGCAGCGUUUUCUGGUGAUCUUCAGAUACCAGGAUUCCCCACCCAGCUUGCUUCAUCCACAGAUUACCUUCUCUCUGAAUACCCGUCCGACAUUCUAUUCCCGUCGAAACUGUCCAAUCAACUUACUCAAUUGACGAAUGAGCUGGUUGAAACGUCAAAAUCAAUGAUCAACGGGCCCAUAGACAAUCAACAACCACUCGAGCUCAUGGAAUUGACUGCAAUGCUGAGUGUAUCUAAUAUUUCAGUUUUUAUAUCAGCUUUCUUCCAAUCUUUGCACUGGCACUUGCCAAUCGUGCAUUUCCCAACAUUCGACCCUGGCAGUAUUUCAAAUCCACUGUUGUUGGCUAUCUCGUUGGCCGGUGCAGCGUAUAGCCUUCCCAUGGACGGCGCGAAUUUUUCACCAUGGAUAUUCGACGUGGCAGAGGAGUAUAUUUUCCGAAAAAUUGCGAAUUUAUCAAUUGCAUCAUCCCCGAAAGAUCUCACACAUCUGAUGCCUACGGUGCAGUUGAUUCAAAGCGCCCUUAUCAUGGAAAUGUUGCAAUUUGGGCGAGAUGAUAUCCAAACCAGACGUCGCAUCCGUAUAAUUCGACAUCCUUGUUUGGUUUCUACCAUAAGGUCCCUUGGAAUCCUCAAAUUAAAGCGCAGCACGGCACCCAGGGUAUGUGAUGACUGGACGUGGAGGAUGCUGGUCGCGGAAGAGAUGUGUAUCAGAAUCGCAUGUUGGGUCUUCCUUGCGGACGGAUUCCUUACAGUUUGUUUCAAAAACCAUCCAGCACUCUCGGUUUUUGAGAUGGACUGUCAUUUUGCCUGGAGCGCUGAGCUAUGGGAGGCCGAAGAUGCUGCGUCCUUCAGUAAUAUCGCCGUGGCUCAUUCAAUAGACGCGCCUCUCCCUCCUCUGAGUGAGGUUGUGGAGCAUUUACUUGAAACGCCCAAAACCACUGGUCCAACACCCUGGAGCUCGUCAUUAUCCCCCGAGCAUCUUCUCAUUCUAAUCUACGCUAUACAAUCCCUCGCAUUCCAGGCCCGGUCGGGCUUGCUCAAGUAUCUUUCGCCCGAAAAGAUUAGUCAAGCUGCCGAUAAUUGGAAACAGAUCUGGGAUACGGUUGUUAGCUCCCUAGAGAAAGAGCAAUUAUUGCAUCUUGGCUACCCUAAACAUGCCGAAGAACUUUGGUGGCUUUUAAACGCUACGCUGGAAGUUACCAACAAGCACGACAAGAGCUUCCCAUAUCUUGACAACACCGCGACUGAUGAACUAGGGAACCUGAAUGAUUUCAUUCAAUGGUGUUAUCAGAGCACCUCAUGA
Molecule: messenger RNA, 1926 nt
Organism: Penicillium cataractarum
Lineage: Eukaryota; Fungi; Ascomycota; Eurotiomycetes; Eurotiales; Aspergillaceae
Product: Zn(II)2Cys6 transcription factor
Exons: 4
Coding region: 1-1926 (641 amino acids)
Biological process (GO): DNA-templated transcription; regulation of transcription by RNA polymerase II
Cellular component (GO): chromatin
Molecular function (GO): DNA-binding transcription factor activity, RNA polymerase II-specific; zinc ion binding; RNA polymerase II cis-regulatory region sequence-specific DNA binding
Source: RefSeq, a predicted model, not a curated record